Messenger RNA from Nymphalis io (European peacock), 1535 nucleotides. Its product is annotated as chymotrypsin-like elastase family member 2A. Gene Ontology annotation, molecular function: serine-type endopeptidase activity. Lineage: Eukaryota; Metazoa; Arthropoda; Insecta; Lepidoptera; Nymphalidae. The transcript has 6 exons. The coding region runs from base 32 to 1519 and encodes 495 amino acids. The record is from RefSeq and is a predicted model, not a curated record. Gene Ontology annotation, biological process: proteolysis.
UUACUUGCGAUAUAAACUGUUCGUUAAAAAGAUGAAACUAAAAGUUGCGAUAUUUUUUUGUUGUUUGUUAGUAAAAGUUAAUGCUUUUAAAAGUGACUGUGAUUCGUAUUUAGAAUGUCUUGGAUCAUUCUUUGAUAAUUUUUUCUUAGGCCGCACUAAUUAUAAUUUAACUGAAGUCAGUGAUAUAGUUGUACCAGGUUUCGAUAAUGUGAAUCUAGAAAAAGAAAAUUUAAAUAACAUUUUAAGUGGGGUAUCUGGUUUUCUUGGAGAAGAAUUGGAUAGUGAUACCAGAUUUGGAUCUCCGAUCAACAUUUUUCAAAAUGUUAACAACAACACAUCUAUAUAUGUAAAAACUAUAACUAUUCAUGAUAACACUGACAAUAUUGAUUCAGAAGAUAUUAUUAUAGAUUCUGACAGUAUAAGUAAAACAAUUGAACCUAUUAAUUCUUCAACUAUAGAAACGACUGCUUUUAUAAAACCACUUGUAAAAAUAAAUAUCACUAAAAUAGUUCCUAUAAAUAGUUAUAAUACUGUAAAUCAGACGAAUAACAAUUCGAAUGGUGAAAAAUUAAAACAAAACGUUAAUGAAAACGAAAUACCAGACAUAGAUGAUUAUGGAAUUAAUUAUGAUAAUAACGAUAACAGCACAGAUUAUCCUAUAAUAGAUUAUAUAGAUCUGUACAAAGAUACAACAAAUGAAUAUAUAGAAAUCAAAACAACACCAACGCCAGAACAUUUUAAUGACAAUAAUUAUAAAACUGAAACUUUACUUGAAGUUACAAAUACUACUAAUAAUAAUAUACGUGAGAAUAAUAGAAACAAUGGCAGUAAUAUCGAAGGAUAUAACAUGACCGCGGAGUCCGUGAAUCGGACCGUCUUUCCCUGGGUGGCGGCCAUUUUUAUAAAGAACGACACGAGCAAUCAAUUCGACUAUUACUGUGACGGUGCUUUGGUGUCCGCGAAAGCGGUUCUCACUGCUGCACGCUGCGUCCAAAACGAUAUGCAAGUGAAGCCAGAGGAUUUAUUAGUAUUAUUGGGAAAAACUUCGCUUAACUUGAUGAACGAAUACGAGAGAUUUGUUAAAGUAAGGGAUGUCAUAUUACAUGACAACUACACAAAAGAUGGAUUCGAAAACGAUAUUGCAAUUCUUGUAAUGGAAGAUCCGGUGGUAUUCAUCGAACGGAUACAGGCUGCCUGCCUCGGGAUAGAGGACUACAAAGAGUCGAUCACAACCGGUUGGGCGGUUACAGGUGACUUGACUGUAAUUCCUUUAAAUACAGGAGAAAGUGCGAAGUGUAAUGAUAUUGGAGGGAACAAUACGUAUUGUGCUGUUUAUGAAAAUGAUUUGAAAGUAUGUCCAAGUUACGGAGGCUUACACGUAGCGAGACAUACAGACACAUGGCAUCUUCACGGUAUACGUCACGCUGAUCCAAGCGACCGAGGACUUUGUUUUGAUAAUAUUAUCACUUUUACAGAUUUAACUUACUAUAUUAAUUGGAUUAAACAAUAUAUUGAAUAAAUAAAUUUAAUAAUUA